AUGCGCUCACUUAUAAAAGCAGAAAGAAAAACGUCUAAAUGCAACUUGAACAAUAAUUCACAAAAACAUUUAGAAGAGAGAAACACUGAAAAGCAACAAGAAAAUAAUAUAAUAGGACAAGAAAAAGACCAGAAUAAGCAAAAUAGAAGUCUAGAAAUACAGAAUGAAAAAGUGGAAGAACUAGAUCAGGGCGUAGAAAACGAAAAAAUACAAGAAGACGCUCCGGAGACGCAGACUGAUGAAGCAACCAAUACUGAAAUAGAAGAAAUCGUUUCAAAUGGAAGUGAUGAUGAUACAGGUGAAAAUCUCUCAUCCGAUAUAAUAAGUGAAGAUGAAGAUAAUAUGUCUGAAAAUAUAUCAGAAAGUGAGGGUGGAGAGCUUGAGGGUGAUAAAGAUUGGAUUGACAUUCCCGACAAUGACACGAAUCAAUGA
This is a messenger RNA of Leptidea sinapis, 432 nucleotides long. RefSeq lists its product as uncharacterized. Lineage: Eukaryota; Metazoa; Arthropoda; Insecta; Lepidoptera; Pieridae. The transcript has 2 exons. Bases 1 to 432 code for a protein of 143 amino acids. The record is from RefSeq and is a predicted model, not a curated record.